AUGGUUUGGUACCUCGGGCGAGCUGGCGCGUGUGUAGACCGCUCCGGCGGCCCUGGGAAGUACGCCUCCGCGUCGACGUCCAACAGCCUCUCCUACGCAGAGAUUCACGACACUUGCCGCCGGUCCUGCGACGUCGACGCUUUCUGCGUCGGCUACAGCGUUUACGCUCCGCUCGUCGGAGGUCAGGUCGGUUACGAUCCGCUCGUCGGAGGUCAGGUCGAGUGCAAGACCUAUAAGGCGCAAACCUCGGUGGACAUGAUUGCGGGCGCAGCGCCCUCGAGCGGCACGACGUGCUACGAAAAAAUAUAUUCACCCGCGCCGUCGCCUCCGCCGCCGCCGCUCCCGCCACUGCCCCCGCCGUGUGCCUUCCCCGACGCGCAGUGCCUUGGCCAGACCUGCGGAGACUGGAUCGGCACCUCCUGCACCAGCCCCUCCCUCCAGGGACUCUGGGCCGGCCACACCUGCCCGCAUUGCCGCGGCUGCUGCUCCGUGCCGCCGCCGCCUUCCCCUCCCGCGGCCCCCCCCUCGCCAGCGACCCCGCCACAGCCGCCGCCGACGCCGCCACCGACGCCACCGCCUUCGACGCCGCCGCCGCUCGCCCCACCCCCACCCUUCUACGCCGACUUCGUCGACAAGCUCGACGGGACGGUGCGGACGGGGUACGAGACCGUGGCGCCCGUCGUCAAGGAGCUGGAGAAGGAGCUGGGCGCGCUGCUCCCUGAGCGGUGGGCCCAGAAGGUCGCCGAACACGGGAGCGCGGUGCGCGAGUGGAGCCUGCGCCCCCUCGGCGACUCGCUAAAGCUAAACUUGGACGACCGGAACCGGACAUCCACUCCGAGUGCUCUCCCCCCCCUCCUUCGCGAUCACGUGGUAAAGGCGGGCCGAGCCAUCCUCGCCAAUUCCCCGCUGAAGUUGGCGCUGGGAGCAGCCGGGUUGCUCUUCCUAGCGCUCUGCUUCUACCGCUGCUGCUGCCGGCGGCGCGAGCCGCCUCACAAGCGGCUCGUGGAGCCCGACGAGGAGGAGGCGCGGGGCGGCAUGCCAAGUCCGCGGCCGAAGCGCCGCUCCGAUGCCCUUCAUCGGCCGCAGGAGCUGGCGGAGCAGUUGGCGGAGCUGAAGCUUAGGAUGAAGGAAGUGGGGGAGCUGGAGCGGCGCCUCUCCGUGAGCAAGGCCCAAGGCCGGAAGUAG
Messenger RNA from Emiliania huxleyi CCMP1516, 1185 nucleotides. RefSeq lists its product as hypothetical. The record is from RefSeq and is a predicted model, not a curated record. The transcript has a single exon. Bases 1 to 1185 code for a protein of 394 amino acids. Lineage: Eukaryota; Haptophyta; Isochrysidales; Noelaerhabdaceae.